UAGAGGUGUAUUGAAUAGAGGUAGUAGUAAUUAAUUGGGUGGUGCCUGCCAAAGGCAAAAGCCCAUUCCAAUACAAUCAAGUUCCCAGGCCUCUCCUCUUCCAAUAAUAACAGAUUCUUUCUCCUACUCAAAUCAACUCCUCCUUCACUACAAUCAGCUCCGCCGUGUAUUCAUGCCCUAGGACUCGCAGCAAACCAGAUACUUUCCCUACAAAUCGUAUCUCGUAAAGAUGGAUCCACAAAGUUCCUUCGAAGGGCAUAUCGUUGAGAUUUGUACUGAUGCACCAGCUACAGAUAGGGUCUCUGGCGGAAGCAAGGGUUGUGAAGGUGCAGCAUGUGGAUUCUCUGAUGCCAAGACGAGCUCUAAGGAUGCACAAGAACGUUCUGCCUCGAUGAGGAAACUUUUGAUUGCAGUUGUUUUGUGCGUCAUCUUUAUGAGUGUGGAAGUUGCUGGGGGUAUCAAAGCCAAUAGUCUAGCAAUACUGACUGACGCAGCUCAUUUGUUAUCAGAUGUUGCUUCCUUUGCUAUCUCUUUGUUUUCAUUGUGGGCUGCAGGAUGGGAGGCUAACCCACGCCAGUCAUAUGGAUUUUUUAGGAUAGAGAUACUGGGUGCACUCGUCUCAAUUCAAUUGAUAUGGCUUCUCACUGGGAUCCUUGUUUAUGAAGCUAUUGUGCGGCUCAUAGAAGAGACGGGAGAAGUUCAAGGUUUUUUGAUGUUUCUGGUGUCUGCUUUCGGACUGCUUGUGAAUAUUAUCAUGGCCGUCCUACUGGGUCAUGAUCAUGGACAUGGGCAUGGACAUUCCCAUGAUCAUGGCCAUGGCCAUGGACACGAUCACGAGCAUGGUCCAGGCCAUGACCAUCAUGGACACGAGGAUCAUGAUCAUGGUUCUGGGGAUGACCACACACAUAGCAAUGGGGUUACAGUCACCAGGUAUGAUUGUUCAACACAAGGGCAUCACAGACACGAUGAACAUCAUCAUGCACAAGGUGAGGAUAUUAGCGAGCCUUUGCUUAUAAAAUUAAGCGAUGACAACAAUAAGGUGGAAGAUGGACAGAAAACGAAGAAGCCACGAAAUAUAAACAUUCAGGGUGCUUACCUUCAUGUGCUUGGAGAUUCCAUACAGAGUGUUGGUGUCAUGAUUGGUGGAGCUAUUAUCUGGUACAAACCUGAGUGGAAAAUUAUUGAUCUUAUCUGUACACUCAUUUUCUCAGUAAUUGUGUUGGGAACCACAAUUAGGAUGCUCCGGAAUAUUCUUGAGGUCCUCAUGGAGAGCACUCCACGAGAGAUCGAUGCCACAAGGCUUGAGAAUGGUCUUUGUGAGAUGGAUGAGGUUGUUGCAAUUCAUGAAUUGCAUAUCUGGGCAAUUACUGUGGGGAAAGUUUUAUUAGCUUGCCAUGUCAAAGUUAAACCUGAAGCCGAUGCUGACAUGGUUCUGGACAAAGUCAUUGACUACAUCAAGCGGGAAUACAACAUAAGUCAUGUGACAAUUCAGAUAGAACGAGAGCAGGCCCUGUGAUUCAGUCAUCGGUUUGUCUUGUUGAAACAGCGUAGUUCCUGAAAAGUAUUCAUGUUAUGGAUCAUUAUCCAUUUUCAUUUUAUCUCUGUAGCUUUGUUCUUCAUAUAGCCUCUUCACAUGAUUUGCUUUUCCCACAGUUUUAUUCAUUGAGGGAAGCAUCUAUGUUAACAAGCAUAUUUGUUGAGAUGGUGACACUCGAACGUGAAACACCCUUCGUUUGCAUUGGUCGGCUGGUUGGCUAUGGUGUGCCACCCGCAUACCUGGCCAGGUGGCACUCUGUUGCCUCCUUGGCCCAAGCUCUCGGCUUUGAGUCACAGCAUUUGUCUUGCUCGCGUCCUUCGUCCUUGGGCCCAAUCGAUCCACAAUCAUCGAGAGUUUUUGCACUCGGCGUUGAGUACUUGGGUUCGCAUCAGCCUUUUUCCUCUUUUGAAGGAUUUUGUCUUCAAAUUAUGAUCAUGUGCAGUUGUGCACCUACCCAAUGUAAAACCAUUAUUCGUCCAAUUAACUAUGGAACUUUAUUAAUUAGAUUUAAGAAAAACCUUACCAUA
Molecule: messenger RNA, 2064 nt
Organism: Salvia hispanica
Lineage: Eukaryota; Viridiplantae; Streptophyta; Magnoliopsida; Lamiales; Lamiaceae
Source: RefSeq, a predicted model, not a curated record